This is a messenger RNA of Musca domestica (house fly), 1241 nucleotides long. RefSeq names its product trypsin zeta. The record is from RefSeq and is a predicted model, not a curated record. The transcript has 5 exons. Gene Ontology annotation, biological process: proteolysis. Lineage: Eukaryota; Metazoa; Arthropoda; Insecta; Diptera; Muscidae. Gene Ontology annotation, molecular function: serine-type endopeptidase activity. The annotation marks the transcript as partial.
ACAUUGUUUUUAUUUUUAUUCAUUCGAAUGUGAGCUAAAAAUUCGGAACAUUUGCCAAAAGAUGAGUAAAACAUUAUUUCCAACAAGAAUUUCCAGUUCAGUUUAGGUACAAUUCUGUGAUGAUAAACAAUAGAGAAGCUAAGACAAAAAUGUUGAAGAUGAAAUUUGUAAUAAAAUUUUUUGUUAUUAUUUACAAUUUGGCAGAAAUUCGGACAGCUGAGGUGGUAUUUAAAAGUGAACCGGUGGACAUAACCUCUGCUCCAUGGCAGGUAUCGGUGCGUCUAAAGGCCAUUGACUCGGAGUACUAUGGAGAUGGACAUAUUUGCGGUGGUUCGGUGAUCUCGCAGCGUGUCGUCUUAUCUGCUGCCCAUUGUGUGGUGAAGGAUGAUGAACCGGAUGAUAUCAACAUGGAAGAUAAAGACACCGUGAACUUCCGCAAACCAGAAGACUUCACCCUAGUCAUGGGCACUGAACUAUUAACUGAAAUCUCUGCCUUCACACUGCAAUAUGAUGUCCUGCAGCUGGCCGUCCAUGAGGCCUUUGAUUUCCCAACAUUGAUAAAUAAUAUUGCCAUGUUCUUCAUAGAUGGCUAUAUAGCCUGGAAUUGGCCCACUGUGCGAGCCAUACCAUUGAGCAUAGAGGCUCAACCAAAUGGGGUGCUGUGCUCAACCUCAGGAUGGAAUAUAAGUGCGGGUAAUCCCUCUCCCCUACUAAAGACCAACCUUGUGCCCAUUGUGGAGUCCCGAAUUUGCAGUAAAUUUUAUGGGGAUCUCACCUCAGAUCUCAUUUGUGCUGGCUUUGAAGAACAUCAGCCCCAUGAUUUUUGUGAAGGUGACUCAGGUGGUCCCCUGGUGUGUUUGGGCCACUUGACGGGCAUUAUUUUGGAGGGUAACAGCUGUGCCCGCAGCCAAUAUUUGGGAUUAUAUGUCAAUGUUCUUUAUCACUAUAAUUGGAUUGUGGCCAAGAAUAAGACAUUUGAUUAUAAUUACUAUUCGGAUUAUGAAGAUGAGGAGGAUAAUGAAAUUGAGGUAAAGGCGCCAUUAGAUAAUGGAGGAACGGAUUUUCCGUUGGAAAAUGAAGACAACCUCUCAGAGGAGGUUUUGAGAACAACCAACAAGACAUUUAGUUAUUAUGAUGAUGAUGAUUAUUUUGAGAAAAUUAUCACCGAAUAUUCGAAAGGAGAGAGGAGCUCCUCCAAAGGAGUCAAAAUAUUUGGGUCAGGGGUUAUGGAAAUAUUUAUU